This is a messenger RNA of Colletotrichum karsti, 1524 nucleotides long. RefSeq lists its product as uncharacterized. The record is from RefSeq and is a predicted model, not a curated record. Bases 1 to 1524 code for a protein of 507 amino acids. The transcript is spliced from 3 exons. Lineage: Eukaryota; Fungi; Ascomycota; Sordariomycetes; Glomerellales; Glomerellaceae.
AUGCUGCAAUCUUCUAACCUCAGCCCCCAGCCCAUCUACUUCUCCGACAACCGCCGGAUAUUUUCAUCGACGUCCCAAGUUAAGCCCGAGGUUGACGUGGAAAAGAAAUUCCAAUCGCCCACCCAGGAUCCUCUCCCACCUUCGAUCUCCGAAGACAUGGCAUUCUCACUAGACCAAGUGCUGUCGGUUGCCAAGGUUCAUCCGUUCUACUCCGACGUUCAGUACCCGCCUGAUGAAGGAGUCAUUGAGGCUAUCAAACGCCAGCCCGCAUCGCCAAUCACAAAAGGAGACCUAAGCCGUCAACCUCUCCUGAAAAAGAGCGAUUUAUACACCGUUAUCAACAGACUGGUAAACGACAUCAGGCCUCAGAACACUUACCGUCACAAUGUCUACACAAGUGUCACUGGUGGUGGAAGCACUACGUCAAAACCUUUAUUCUUUGCUACAGACGCGAUCGAGAAUCGUCGACACAGAGCUUAUUUCGGUCUGUUUCUACAAGCCCUCGGCGUGAUCGAGCGCGGGGACUGGGUUUUGACAACACACUGCGCGGGUAACCUCUACAGAUCUCUAGAUUUGACUUGUGAAACUAUGGAAAACGCCGGCGCCUCCGUUCUUGCGGCUGGUAACCACCUACACCCUUCAAAAGUUGCCGAAAUGCUACGAGAUUUCAACGCCAAUGUGCUGAGCGGUGAUGGGAGUCAAGUUAUGUCGGUCGUCCACCACAUAUCGAUGAUGUCUUCCACCGAAAGGGAAGGGAUCCAUCUCAACAAAAUCAUCUACACAUCUGAGGGUCUCACAGCGACUCAGAGGUCUUACAUCAACACGAUACUAGGUCCGGUGAAGAUCUGCUCCGUUCUCGGUAGUGCAGAAGCCGGGCCGUAUGGAGUAAACAAUCCCGACCUCACAUCAAACGACGAAAACUCUCAUUUGAAUCACACAGACUUUGUUUUCGACACACGCAUGAUCAUCAUUGAGAUUCUCCCACUCUCACACAAAGAGGGUGACCCCGUUCCCAACACGCUGCCCGAAGGCGCAGCUGGCAUGAUCGCCCAGACGUCCCUUACACGACUACGAAACCCUGUUGUCCGCUAUCUCACUGGCGAUGUCGGAUCUCUUCACUCAUUAUCACCAGAAGCUCAGUCACGAAUCCCAGAGGAACAUCGUCGUUACAUGCGUGUUCUACGACUGCAAGGUCGCGAUCAGCGUUUCAGCUUCAUGUGGGAUGCAGAUGACGUUGAGUUCGACAAAUUGAGCGUCGUCAUGGCCGACCCAGCUCUUGGUGUACUACAGUGGCAGGUCAUUCUAUCCACCAUGCAGCCGUCGAAAGAGGUAGCGCUUGAGCUGCGCGUACUCCGUGGUAAUCGUGGGAGCGAGGCCUUGGUUGUCAAACGUCUGAAAGAGUUCUUCUACGUAUACGAGCCCAACGAACACAAGUUUCAGAUAACGUUUCUUGAUGGAAUGUCCGGCUUUGAACUCAGCCGGACAGGACAAAAAGUCGUCAAGUUUAUCGAUCGUUGCGUUUAG